GAAGGUGACCCCAGAAGUCUUAAUUGUGUAGCCAUGAGUUUGGGGGUGCCCAGAAUGAUUGAAGAUAGUGGGAAAAGAGGCAAUACCAUGGCAGAAAGAAGACAGCUGUUUGCGGAGAUGAGGGCUCAAGAUCUGGAUCGGAUCCGACUCUCCACCUACAGAACAGCAUGCAAGCUUAGGUUUGUUCAGAAGAAAUGCAAUUUGCACCUGGUGGACAUUUGGAACGUCAUAGAAGCAUUGCGGGAAAAUGCUCUGAACAACCUGGACCCAAACAUAGAACUCAAUGUGGCCCGCUUGGAGGCUGUGCUCUCCACCAUAUUUUACCAGCUCAACAAACGGAUGCCAACCACUCACCAAAUCCAGGUGGAGCAGUCCAUCAGCCUCCUGCUUAACUUCCUGCUGGCAGCCUUUGAUCCGGAAGGCCAUGGUAAAAUUUCAGUAUUUGCUGUCAAAAUGGCUUUAGCCACGUUGUGUGGAGGGAAGAUCAUGGACAAAUUAAGAUAUAUUUUCUCAAUGAUUUCUGACUCCAGCGGGGUGAUGGUUUAUGGACGAUACGAUCAAUUCCUGCGGGAAGUUCUCAAACUACCCACGGCUGUUUUUGAAGGUCCUUCAUUUGGUUACACAGAACAGUCAGCUAGAUCUUGUUUCUCUCAACAGAAAAAAGUCACCUUAAAUGGUUUCUUGGACACGCUCAUGUCGGAUCCUCCCCCGCAGUGUCUGGUCUGGCUGCCCCUCCUGCAUCGACUGGCAAAUGUAGAAAAUGUCUUCCAUCCAGUUGAGUGUUCCUACUGCCACAGCGAGAGUAUGAUGGGGUUUCGCUACCGAUGCCAACAGUGUCACAAUUACCAGCUCUGUCAGGACUGCUUCUGGAGAGGACAUGCCGGUGGUUCCCAUAGCAACCAGCACCAAAUGAAAGAGUACACAUCAUGGAAAUCACCCGCUAAGAAGCUAACUAAUGCGUUAAGCAAGUCUCUGAGCUGUGCUUCCAGCCGUGAACCUUUGCACCCCAUGUUUCCUGACCAGCCCGAGAAGCCACUCAACUUGGCCCACAUCGUGCCACCCAGACCUGUGACCAGCAUGAAUGACACCCUGUUCUCCCACUCUGUCCCCUCCUCAGGAAGUCCUUUUAUUACCAGGAGCUCUCCUCCCAAGGACAGUGAAGUAGAGCAGAACAAACUGCUGGCUAGGGCUGCUCCAGCUUUUCUGAAGGGCAAAGGGAUACAAUACAGCCUGAAUGUGGCAGACAGGCUAGCUGAUGAACAUGUUCUCAUCGGGUUGUAUGUCAACAUGCUCCGGAACAACCCAUCAUGUAUGCUUGAGAGUUCAAACCGGCUUGAUGAAGAGCACAGGCUGAUCGCCAGGUACGCGGCAAGACUGGCAGCAGAGUCCACUUCGUCUCAGCCGACUCAGCAGAGAAGUGCUCCUGACAUCUCCUUCACCAUUGACGCAAAUAAGCAACAAAGGCAGCUGAUCGCAGAACUAGAAAACAAGAACAGACAGCGCAAGGACGAGCUGGAGCAGAGAAUGUCUGCUCUCCAGGAGAGCCGGAGAGAGUUGAUGGUCCAGUUAGAAGGUCUCAUGAAGCUACUAAAGGAAGAAGAACUGAAGCAGGGAACCCAGGGGGCAGGUUCUCCUCGCUCCUCCCCCAGCCACACCAUCAGCAGGCCCAUCCCCAUGCCCGUGCGGUCUGCGUCGGCCUGUUCCACCCCGACGCACACGCCACAGGACUCCCUCACUGGGGUAGGGGGAGACGUACAGGAGGCGUUUGCACAAAGUUCAAGAAGAAAUUUAAGGAAUGAUUUACUAGUGGCAGCAGAUUCCAUCACUAACACCAUGUCCUCUCUCGUGAAAGAGCUGAAUUCCGAGGCAGGGAGUGAAAGCGAGAGUAAUGUGGAUUCUGAAUUUGCACGGACUCAGUUUGAGGAUCUGGUUCCAUCACCAACCUCUGAAAAGGCUUUUCUAGCACAAAUCCAUGCCCGAAAACCUGGGUAUCUUCACAGUGGAGCCACCCCGAGCACCAUGCGUAGUGACAUGGUUACAGAAGAUGGGGAUCCCUAUGUGCAGCCAGAGGAUGAGAACUAUGAAAAUGACUCAGUCCGGCAGCUGGAGAAUGAGCUCAAGAUGGAGGAAUACCUGAAGCAGAAGCUGCAGGAUGAAGCCUAUCAGGCAAGCUAUAGUCAGACAGAUGAUGAAAGUAACAUGAAAGCUGGUGAUGAAGGAGAGCCCUGCACCCACCCACACAGAGGAGAAGACAGCAGCCUGGCAGCAAGCUCACCGAAGAGAGGAACCACCACACGCAGCUGCUCCCGACAGACCCCACCCCUAAAGAUGUGUUCUGCCGGCUAUAGUGCAGCCAACUUUUUGUUGUAAGAUUUGUAGUUCAUAGGUGUGUGUUUUGAGAAGGAAAAAAAAAAAGACUUCUGUUCAAAGCUAACUUAUCAGCUACAUCUCCUGUAACAUGGCUCAUCCCUCAAAAACAAAAAGGCUGAAAACCUGCUGCUGUGACGAUGGCAGUGUUAACAGGCAUUUUAAACCUUUGCACAUGAUAUUGAACCUGUUCAGUUUACAAUUACAAUAUUAAUACUGUUUAUAGCUAGAAGUUUGAUUUCUGAAUUGUUUGAGAUUUUAGCAAAACAGUUUAUUAUACACUGUACAUUUUUUUCCACAGCAAUUGGGAAAAAACAACCACUUGCAAUUAUUCACUAACCCUGAAGGAUUUGGUUCCUGAGUGUACAGACUCAGAGCCCAGAAGCCAACAAGGGGCCUUGGCCUGCACGGUCUGCAGUUGUCUCUAAGUCUCUGCGAGCAGUGACUUGAACCAAAUACACCAGGAUAAUCCAGUCUUUGGGGUUUCUUUCCAACUUGGGGUUGUUUUCUUUCAAGAUCCUCUAACCAAUCAGCCAUAGAAGUUAGUGUAAAUAUUUUUUCCAAAUAGAUAUCAUAUUCAAAAAAAGGCAACAUUCAAAUUAUAUAGAAUCUAGUUUUUAAAAUCAGCACAGAUCUUCUUAAAAACUGUGAACUAUGUUUUGAAAUACUCGUUACUAAAGCUGUUUAUAAACCACAGGUGCCAUAAGAUCCCCAAACGGACUAAAGCUAUCUCUGCUCUUCCGUGGUCUUGUUCCUCUCGUUUUAGCUUUAGGGAGCAUGUGUCUAACAGCACCUCUCAUCCACGAGUUCCCCAGCAGGUUGUUUGGAGGCCUUCAGCUUUAAAUGUACAGGCUUAAAGUGCGCUUGCAAAAGUUCGCUCUCCUUUUAUUUCUGAAUGUUUAUUGCCUUAGCUGGCUACCUGGUGUUCUGCAUGCAGCCUUCUGUGGUCAUGUGAGAGGAAACAGACUCUGCUAAGUUGCAUUGGGAUUUGGCACUCAGCAAAAAGCUGAUGUGCGAAAGAACUGUCAAAGAAGGGAGAAUGAAAGACUCUGUUGAUGAUCCUUUAUGAGGCCCCUCUUUGGGGAGCACUAAAGACCUCUCUUAGGGAUUCCGGGGAAAUGAAAAAAUAAUCUUCCACUUGUCUCAAGAUUCGAUGAAGUAAAAAUCCUGCAACAUACUCAAAUUGGCAGCUUCUCUGGAAUUCCCGUUUCUCCUUUAAAAGAAAGAAGAGACCAUCCUUUUAGAACAAUGAUUCUCAAAGUGUGUUCCCUCGACCAACAGCAUCAGCAUCACUUGGGAAUCUAUUAGAAACGCAAAUUCUCGGGCCCCAACGCUGGCCUACUGAAUCAGAAACUCGGGGUGGGCCCAGCAAUCUGUGUUUCAUUAAGCCUUCCAGGCGAUUCUGAUGCCCACUAAAGGUGGGGAACCACUGCUUUAGAAUAAAAUCAUAUAAUAAAAUCUCUGUAAAGGCCCUAUUCAGAAUAAGCAAGAAAGGUUCUGAGUCAACCUCAAAGCUGUAGCAAUUUGAUUUUGCUUCCAGGGCUGGCAAAAACCCUCUCCCAGCCCACAUAGUCAGCAGUAGGUGGGUGCCCAGCUGAGAACAGACACCCUGACAUCUUCUAACUCCCUCUCCGGAGGGCUCUAAGAUGCUCUCAUCUCUGCGUUUGUUCGGAAAUCAUCUCCUUGACUGCCCUUUGGAACAGAACUGCUUGCCUUGGGGAUAGUAAAGCUCUUGGUUGGCGUUAGUAAGGAGCCCAUUCUGUCCAUUGAUGUGCUUCAUCAUGCGUCCCUCCCGAGAACCAGCCUGCCAAAUGUCCCUGAGGACAGGCUGACACCAAAGUGGCACAACUACACACUUCUCAGAUUUCUUUGCACAGAUGGAUUUUAUUGCGGGUUCUGUUGAUAUAUCUUAAUGUUCAUCUCCUUUCCACUGCCCAUCUUCUGUGAAACCAUACCUCUCUAGAUGGAGCAAGUGGCCCCUCGUGCCUCAUACUCGGUACUUAGAACCACUACAUCUCAGCUACCUACAUUGCUGUCAGCUCCAAAUCAUAGCCGGGUAGUUCCUGAACUUGGAACUCUGACCCUGCAAGUGGCAUUCAGCCACUGACUGGACUGAGCUGACAUCUGUUGUUAUUUUGUGUUUCUACAUCAAAACAUUUGUCUAAGGUUUGAACUGUUUUGCUGAUAACCUUCCCCCUGUCAUAGGUUUCAUUGCCAACUCCAUCACAUGGUUGUUGAUACCAUCGUACAAAGCCAUCGCAAGGACUCUGGAAACUGCUGCCAAUGACAAAUUCCUGACUAACCAGCCACCUUUUCUUUCUCUUAGCUCCACGUCAGCACUGAGACCAGACUCAAGCACCCCUGUCCUGUAACCGAGACAAAAUGGCGUGUGUUGUUUUGGGUUUUUGUGUUUUUUGGUGGGUUUCUUUCCUUGGCUCUCCAAAUUUACUUUUGGGGCCUGUUCUAAGU
Messenger RNA from Equus quagga, 4836 nucleotides. RefSeq names its product dystrobrevin alpha (gene DTNA). Gene Ontology annotation, biological process: synaptic signaling. Lineage: Eukaryota; Metazoa; Chordata; Mammalia; Perissodactyla; Equidae. The transcript has 21 exons. The coding region runs from base 34 to 2370 and encodes 778 amino acids. Gene Ontology annotation, molecular function: zinc ion binding. The record is from RefSeq and is a predicted model, not a curated record. Gene Ontology annotation, cellular component: plasma membrane; synapse.